Messenger RNA from Exophiala viscosa, 1429 nucleotides. RefSeq names its product glucosamine-phosphate N-acetyltransferase. The transcript is spliced from 2 exons. Gene Ontology annotation, biological process: UDP-N-acetylglucosamine biosynthetic process. The record is from RefSeq and is a predicted model, not a curated record. The coding region runs from base 350 to 1054 and encodes 234 amino acids. Gene Ontology annotation, cellular component: endoplasmic reticulum-Golgi intermediate compartment; endoplasmic reticulum; Golgi apparatus. Lineage: Eukaryota; Fungi; Ascomycota; Eurotiomycetes; Chaetothyriales; Herpotrichiellaceae. Gene Ontology annotation, molecular function: glucosamine 6-phosphate N-acetyltransferase activity; monosaccharide binding.
CUGGGGCCGAUAUGUCCGCAUCUGACAUUCAAUAUCCUUCCUGACACCUGAAAUAUUCCAGUACGAACUGCUGCACCUCUUCCUCGUUGUGACAUUCAGCUCUUGCAUCGUUAUUCAGCAUUGUGCCAAAGUGUUGGUGGUGUCUGCAGCGCUACAAGUCAAUCAUUCCCCAGAUUCCAAGAACGUCAACAAACAACCUGACAGCCGAACCAACUCCAACCCUACAGAGAAUCUCUACCCGGCGCAUCUACGUCUCUCGUUAUACAGAGGUCUAUAGUCCUUACCUGGUCCACAUCACCAGCGAAUCGAACAAUUUCCCUGCCUCUCUUUACACGCCAUCUGUACCCCAAUGGCCGACUUCCAGACUUCCACCGAGGCAUCCCUUCUCUCGACAUCAAACCCACCCUCAGAGUCUACAGCAACAGCUCCCACACCUACAACCACAGCAGUGAACGGAGAAGCAAAGACAAACGGCGUCGUCGCCACACUAGCAGCAGCCUUCUCACAAACCUCUAAAACGACUGACGCAGAUGACCAGCCGCUAUUCUCAAACUCCCUGAUCAGUCCCGAAGUCUCGUCCAUUCUACCAGAGGGCUACACAGUUCGGCCCUUGCGACGGAGCGACUACACGAAUGGCUUCCUCGACACCCUCCGCGUGCUGACCACGGUCGGGGAACCCACGCUCGCCGAAUUCAACGCCCGUUACGACUUCAUGUACUCCCGUAACGACACGUACUACAUCCUCGUCAUCUGCAACGAGUCCGGCACGGUCGUCGGCACGGGCGCGGUGAUAGUCGAACGCAAAUUCAUCCACAAUAUGGGGCUGGUCGGACAUAUUGAGGACAUUGCGGUCGCCAAGAACCAGCAGGGCAAGAAGUUGGGUUUGCGCAUCAUCCAGGCACUGGACUAUGCUGCGGAAAAGGUCGGCUGUUACAAGUGCAUUCUGGAUUGCAGCGAGGCGAAUGAGGGAUUCUAUGUCAAGUGUGGGUUCAAGAGGGCGGGUUUGCAAAUGGCGCAUUAUUACGAGGCCAAUAAUGCUAAGACGAGUUUAUGAGCGCUCAUUUGGCCUGAGUUUUCAAAGAGCUGGAGUCUUGGAGAGCGUUCUGGAAGUACGUGGACAGAGCAGGAGUGUUUCAUUCCCUGCCCGGGCGUUUUGCACCGACACUCCAAGGUUCCGUGCAGGAGUCUGGUUACACUGAAGGAAGCGUUCCGCUUUCAGCUGACUCACGAGGUCCAUGGGAGUGACUGUCAAAGAGCUGGCGCAAAUCGGAUCUGACGCGGAAUGAAGGGAUAGAGAAAAGGCAAGGAAAUCUCGCAGCAAGGGCAAGAAAGCCCGACCUCUCGAGGCAGUUUCUGGUCGGAGCCACCACCCCCUUGCACGCAAUGUAAGAUACGGAAGAUUUCGGAUUUCUGAUAGAUAAUAUACUAG